AUGGGGUUGGGAUCGAGGUCGUUAGAUUUUUGGUUAGGGUUAGGGUUCGUUGUGGUUAAGGUUGGGUUCAAGUUCACUACGAUUGGGAUGGGGUUUGAAGUUGCUAGUGUUUGGGUUAGGUUUGAGGUCAUCGGGUUUGAGUUGGUAUUGAGGUUCAAGUUCGUCGGGGUUGAGGUUGAAGUUAGAGGUUUAAAGUCACAUGGGUUAGGGUUCAAGGUUGUUUUGUUGGGGUUCGACUUUUUUGAGUUAGGGUUUAAACUUGAGUUCACAUGA
Molecule: messenger RNA, 273 nt
Organism: Sphenostylis stenocarpa
Lineage: Eukaryota; Viridiplantae; Streptophyta; Magnoliopsida; Fabales; Fabaceae
Source: the annotation of a GenBank genome assembly